CUUCGUGACUUGUCAACCUCCUUCGUUGUCGGCGCUCCCAACACUACAAGACCGACAGCCACUGGCGCCCAACGAGUUGUCAUGGCGCAUCAACCGGGCUUAUCUGCCUCAACGCCGGCCGCUACCGCCAAGGCCGUCCAGGUAGGCAGACGUGUACAGACGCCCGAAUCGAUAAGCCGACUUCAUCGACCAUUUAAAUGUCCUGGAUCAGCAUCUCGGAGUGCUGCAGAGACUCGACCCUCAAGAAAGCGAAAAAGGGUCGACUACAAGGGCGCCGACUGCGAGGUCGACGCCGACAAGCCAUACACCAACGACGACCGAUUGGCACUCGCGACGCGUGAUGCCAACAGGUUCCCCGUCUUUCAGCCUAAAGAAAAGGGUUUCGUUUUUCGCAAGGCCUUCUCCGUUCCUUUCAAGGACAAAGAAAAAAGCACCUGGAAUCCGAGCCGCCCUCCUCCGACACUUGGACUUCGACAAGGAGCGGUGUUUGUGCCGAAGCCACUUCACGACCCCAGUGGCGAAUUUGCUAUUGUCCUUUACGACCCUACCGUUGAUGACAAGGCCAAGUCAGUGGAUACUGGUGGGGAAGACAAACCUACUGCAGUCGCCGUACCCAGCCAGACACUUGAUGCACCGCUUGUGCACAAGAGCCUGGCAGAGAUUCUUGGAAUCAGGAAGAAGCUGGACAAGGAUCACCCACGUGUCCCUGUUGUCCUUGACCCCAAGCUUGCUAAGAUACUACGCCCCCAUCAAGUGGAGGGUGUCAAGUUCAUGUACCGAUGCGUAACGGGCAUGAUCGAAGAGCAAGCUAAUGGGUGCAUCAUGGCGGAUGAGAUGGGUUUGGGAAAGACACUUCAGUGCAUUACUCUCAUGUGGACUCUGCUCAAGCAAUCACCAGAUGCGGGCAAGUCGACCAUACAAAAGGCCAUCGUCGUCUGCCCGGCUAGUUUGGUCAAGAAUUGGGCCAACGAACUCACAAAAUGGCUCGGUGCCAACGCCAUUACGCCUUUUGCAAUUGAUGGCAAGGCCAGCAAAGAAGAACUGACUCGCCAACUUCGCCAAUGGGCGAUUGCAUCCGGCAGAUCUGUCACGCGGCCCGUUAUUAUCGUCUCUUAUGAAACACUGCGAUUGAACGUCGAGGAGCUCAAACACACCAAGAUUGGAUUGUUAUUUUGUGAUGAAGGUCACCGCCUCAAAAACGGCGAUAGCAACACUUUUAACGCCCUCAACAGUCUCAAUGUGUCACGUCGAGUUAUUCUUACAGGGACACCCAUACAGAACGAUUUGACGGAAUAUUUUUCGCUCACAAGCUUUGCGAACCCCAACCUGUUGGGGUCUCGACUCGAUUUUCGCAAGCGCUUUGAGAUACCCAUCCUGCGAGGUCGCGAUGCCGAUGCGUCCGAAGCGGAUCGUAAAAGGGGCGAUGAAUGUACCACGGAGCUACUAGGAAUCGUCAACAAAUUCCUCAUCCGACGCACCAACGACAUACUAUCCAAGUACUUGCCGGUCAAGUAUGAGCAUGUUGUGUUUUGCAACCUCGCCCCUUUUCAGCUUGACCUGUACAAUUACUUCAUCACAAGCCCUGAUAUCCAAGCAUUGCUUCGAGGCAAGGGAAGCCAACCGCUCAAAGCAAUUAACAUCCUCAAGAAACUAUGUAACCAUCCCGAUCUGUUGAACCUGACGGAGGAUUUGCCUGGAUCGGACAGCUGCUUUCCGCCAGGAUACGUGCCAAAGGAAUCACGCGGCCGUGACCGCGACCUCAGACCCGAGCUGUCGGGCAAGAUGCAAGUGCUUGAUCGGAUGCUCAGCCGCAUCCGACAGGACACCAACGACAAGAUCGUCCUCAUCAGCAACUACACGUCGACGCUAGACCUUUUCGAACGCAUGUGCCGAUCCAAGAAAUACGGCUGCCUUCGGCUUGACGGCACCAUGAAUGUGAACAAGCGCCAAAAGCUGGUUGAUCGAUUCAAUGAUCCAGAAGGCGACGAGUUUGUCUUCCUGCUAAGCAGCAAGGCGGGCGGCUGUGGCAUCAACCUGAUUGGGGCAAAUCGGCUCGUCCUUUUCGACCCGGACUGGAACCCGGCAGCUGACCAGCAGGCUCUCGCUCGGGUCUGGCGUGAUGGUCAGAAGAAGGACUGCUUCGUUUACCGCUUCAUCGCCACAGGGACCAUUGAAGAGAAAAUCUUUCAGCGCCAGUCGCACAAGCAAAGUCUCUCCUCGUGUGUUGUUGACUCCGCUGAGGAUGUGGAGCGACAUUUCUCGCUCGACAGCCUUCGUGAGCUGUUUCAGUAUCGGCCGGAUACGAAUAGUGACACACACGACACUUUCAAGUGCAAGCGAUGCAAGCCAGACGGCAAACAGUACAUCAAGGCACCUGCGAUGCUUUACGGGGACACGAGCACCUGGAACCACUUUGUCAACGACGGCCUCGGGCCGAUUCAAGAUCUUUUGCUGCGACAAGAGUAUGGCCAGACGGAGGUUUCUGCUGUAUUCCAGUACGUGUCUCAUUGAGACACGGAAGCGGGUCGGCAGAGAGUCAGCAGGGAAAUCGGCGUACAGGCCAUGGACCUGUUGCUUCCUGAAUAAAAGAUGCACGCAGGCAUGGCAGAAUGGAAGCCUUUCCAUGCGGUGUCUGGGCGUUGAGAUGGAUGUGGAGGCGGCCUACGAUCGACACCUAAUGACUCCACCACAGAGGACAGGCACUGCCGACAUCUACUUUAAGUCAUCCAUUGUGGCUCGACGGAUUGUGUGGCGCUGGGCUGUGAGAUUAUCAGUGACGUCGGACACGAGACGCUUUUGGCAUUGGACGCCGCGAUUAAUGGUGAAGGGAGCGGGUGUUGGCGGAUGCCCAGGAGAGUUCAAGUCUAAGUAAAGCCUUGACGACGGCUUGACUGGCGCUGACGAGGACUGAUAAUGGGUCAACAUAGCUGACUGGGAGGCUGAAUUCGAACCUUUCUAUUGGUUCUGCAUGACAUGUUGUUCUCGGCAGCCACUUGUCAGUUUCCCAGUCACUAGAGGGACAAUGUUAGCCUUGCGCCGGCCGAGGUGAGCGCGUUAGAGCAAACUCAAUACCCGGCGUCAUUCGCAGACGAAUGCUUGGUCGUGUCACUGGCUCAGAGUCGCGUUGGUAACCGCAUGACCCCUUGCGCUUCACACGCAUGUCACCGAGGGUAGCCAGACUGGUCACUUGGUAGACAUAAAUAAGGAGAGGAGUCGCUUCUGCACGCGUCCGCAACCGACCUUUUGUCUCGUCCCCUUUCCGCAACCUUUGGUCACAACACCAACGCCAAACAGCAUCUUGCCUGACCAUGGGAUUUGGACCCUCGAAGGAGGCGCCUCCAGAAGGCUGCCGCUACAUGUCACCCAACAUCAUUGAGGCUCUGAUGUGGAGCGGUGCGCCCAUAGAAUGCGGAUGCCGCAAGUCGCAGAAUUGUCCACAAGGCGAACCCUCAAUGCCGCCCUUGUGGGAGUUCAUGGAAUUAGACCUGGACUGGUCAAUUUAUGCUUCCUGCCUUCCGCUGCCGCCGGUCCCAACGAUCGAGGUAAGGGAUACGUGGCUGGAGCCAGGCGACAACUAGUCUACGCAGCUGGGAGGAGAGGAAUUUCAGCUACCUCGAAAACACCACGGCGGUGGCCUGAACAGCCAGAACACAGGCAGCUCCGGACCCAGGAACGAUCGGUGGCGGCGCUUCAUGGGCCUCACGACUGCAUGCAACCGAGGAGCCGGCUAGCCGGGGGAUGGGAAAGUCUGCAAUAUUUCUUCAGCACAUUUGCAAGGACUGGGCUUGCGGAACAGGGGACAUGUCGAGAAUUGCUAUCAACUGGAGCAGCGGGCUGAUUGAGGGGAAAGGGUCGUCUCGGGGAUCCACGCUCAGAAACCUGAGCCAUACAGACGAGCAGACAGACCCUCAACGAGGUGCUCCAUUUCUAUACGACCAUGUCUGAGCGGCUAGGACAUCAGGGAUACGUCGACUGGGCCGGCCCUUUGUUCAUUUCUAAGCUUCAGGCAGUACAGCAUAUGCUCUGGCCGGUAAUGUCAGCAUGACUUUGACGCGUGAGUCUAGCUUCAAGUGCCACGCAAAUACUAUACUAUAUCACGCCAUGGUGAUGGGAAGUGGCAGGCAUAUUCGUGCAUUCCUAUGGGCACGAAAUCAGGCAGGUCUGUCAAUAGGCCGUCGUGCAGAUGAGGCUGAGGCUUAAUGAUAAGAUGCCAAC
This is a messenger RNA of Purpureocillium takamizusanense, 4215 nucleotides long. It is a transcript of the gene RAD54, whose product is annotated as DNA-dependent ATPase protein rad54. The record is from RefSeq and is a predicted model, not a curated record. Gene Ontology annotation, molecular function: ATP-dependent chromatin remodeler activity; DNA translocase activity; hydrolase activity, acting on acid anhydrides. Gene Ontology annotation, biological process: double-strand break repair via synthesis-dependent strand annealing; reciprocal meiotic recombination. Gene Ontology annotation, cellular component: nucleus. The coding region runs from base 82 to 2511 and encodes 809 amino acids. Lineage: Eukaryota; Fungi; Ascomycota; Sordariomycetes; Hypocreales; Ophiocordycipitaceae. The transcript has 2 exons.